Molecule: messenger RNA, 2076 nt
Organism: Pangasianodon hypophthalmus (striped catfish)
Lineage: Eukaryota; Metazoa; Chordata; Actinopteri; Siluriformes; Pangasiidae
Gene: htr1aa
Product: 5-hydroxytryptamine (serotonin) receptor 1A a
Exons: 1
Coding region: 83-1207 (374 amino acids)
Biological process (GO): adenylate cyclase-activating adrenergic receptor signaling pathway; regulation of vasoconstriction; regulation of behavior
Cellular component (GO): plasma membrane
Molecular function (GO): G protein-coupled serotonin receptor activity
Source: RefSeq, a predicted model, not a curated record
AGGGAGCGUCAGUGUGUGAGCGCUCACACAGCCAUGCGUCCACACACACAGAGCGAGGCGAGUUCAGACAAGUGAGUGCAGCAUGGAGAGGACAGACGUGAACGUGAGUGUGAACAUCACCGAGGGACUCGGAGAGCUUCUCUCCACUCUCACCUCACAGCUCAUCACCUCGCUGCUGCUUGGAGCGCUCAUUCUCUUUGCCAUUUUGGGAAACACAUGUGUCAUCACUGCCAUUGCUUUGGAACGAUCUCUCCAGAAUGUGGCUAAUUACUUAAUUGGCUCGUUAGCGGUCACGGACCUCAUGGUGUCAGUUCUGGUUCUGCCCAUGGCUGCUCUCUAUCAGGUCCUGGACAAGUGGACUUUGGGUCAGGAGAUCUGUGAUCUGUUCAUUGCUCUGGAUGUUUUGUGCUGCACAUCUUCCAUCCUUCACCUGUGCGCCAUUGCGCUGGAUCGCUAUUGGACCAUCACCGACCCGAUCGACUAUGUGAACAAACGGACCCCAAAACGUGCCGCUGUGUUAAUCAGCCUCACAUGGAUUGUCGGAUUCUCCAUCUCCAUCCCACCGAUGUUGGGAUGGAGGAAACCAGAAGACCGCUCUGACCCCAAUGCAUGCUCCAUCAGCCAAGAUCCAGCAUACACCGUGUACUCCACGUUCGGUGCUUUCUACCUUCCGCUUGUCAUCAUGCUCGUGCUUUAUGGACGCAUUUUCAGAGCUGCCAGAUUUCGCAUCCGGAAAAACGUUGGGAAGCGUCGGAGAGUGUCGGCAAGGAUCCCGGACCAUGAUGAAAUCACAGUAAGCUUCAGUGCCAACGGAGCCACAAAACCCAAGACAGAGUUCAUGGAACUGAGAGCAGAAAACUGUAAACGGCACAUCCUGCCGCUCUCUAACACUUCACUGUUCGAGCAAAAGAACGAGAAGAGCGUGGAAACGAAAAGAAAAGCGGCGCUGGCACGGGAACGGAGGGCGGUGAAGACGCUCGGCAUCAUCAUGGGUACGUUCAUCCUGUGCUGGCUGCCGUUCUUCACCGUGGCGCUCGUGCUGCCGUUCUGUAAGACGCGAUGCUCGAUGCCCGACUGGCUCGGAGACGUCAUCAACUGGCUCGGCUACUCCAACUCUCUCCUGAACCCCGUCAUCUACGCCUACUUCAAUAAAGACUUCCAGAACGCAUUCAAGAAAAUUGUAAAAUGCAAAUGUCUCAGGCUGUGAGGCUCGAACGCUCGUCUUAUUUUCUGCCAUUUUGAAUUGUUGAAAGGGAUUGUGGGUAAGCAGAUUUUCAUUACGCAAGGUUCAGGUGCAAAAAUCCCCAGUGGUAAAUUACUGCCUAUAUGUAAAUAUGUGAGUGUGUGUGUAUGAGUGUGUUUAUAACUGAACCUAAAUAAACACUGUAGGUGAUGACUUGUUCAUUUCUUUUCAGUUAGACAAAUAUAAAUAUAAUUAUAAACUCUUGUAGCCUUGGACACCUACAGCAUUGUAUAACUUUAUUUUUAUCUCUAUACACACUGCACUUGGGUAAAAGAUGAUAUGUGCAUUUACAAAUAUGUUUAAAGAAUUUAUAAUAUGCAUAAAUAUCAUGAUAUUCUUCUCCUCUUAUUACCUUGCUGCCUUGUUAAAAUGUAUUUACAAAAAAGUUGAUAUAUAUUACAGGAGAAACAAAAUCCUGCACCAAACUGUGAAUCGAAUAUCAAUUUACAUUAAACAUUUAAUAUCAAACCCUAAACAAUGCCACAACAGUGGUACAGAUUAGUCUCUGUGGUAUAUUCUUUUCAGAAUAAUACGAAUAAUGAAGGAUUUGAAACAUUUAGCAAUUUUGUCUAACACAGGUCAGAAGCCAUUUUGAAUUCAUAUCAAAUUAUAACGGUCACAUGACUUGAUGUCUUAAAGUCGAACUGAGGACAAUGUGAUCAAAGUUUUUGUCUGGUAACGAGUCACAAAACAUUCUGACAUCAUCACAUCAUUAAAUUGUUAGUAUUUUUAAAAUUUUAUUUGUUCUGAACUAGAAUGAACUUUAUUAUAAACAUUAUAUGUCACACUCACUGUUCGAUAGCGGUGUCCAGGGACGUAAUGAAACUCUGUAG